UUGCCAGCCUGGCUUUAGCCCACACAUCCUACAUUCUCACUGAAGAUACCUAAACUACCCCCGAACCACUCUCUCAUAUCACCAUCUCCUCUUCCAACUAUACUCUACUAUUAUCAACCAAGAUUCAAAGUUUCAAACACCAUGUCACUCCUCUCCAUCUUUCUCUUCCUAAACGCCGUCGUCUUUUCCGUACACGGCUUACCAAGCGCAGAACUCCCCGCUUUUAGAGAAGCACCAGCAUUUCGAAACGGCAGAGAAUGUCCCAAAACGACGUGGCUUUCAUCACUCAACAACCACCACGAUCCUUCCAUUAUUCACAUUGCAAUGACACUCGAUGCCACCUAUCUCCGCGGCUCAGUCGCUGGAGUCCUAUCGGUCCUCCAACACGCCGCCUGUCCUGAAAAUGUAGUCUUCCACUUCAUCGCCACUCACCGUCGUGCAGACCUCCGACGCACAAUCACCUCCACAUUCCCUUACCAAACCUUCCACCUCUACCACUUCAACACUGACCUAGUCAAAGGUAAAAUCUCCUCCUCCAUUCGCCGGGCCCUCGAUCAACCGUUGAAUUACGCGCGUAUCUACCUCGCAGAUCUUUUACCGAUGUCCGUGCGGAGAAUCAUUUACUUCGAUUCUGAUUUAAUCUUGGUUGAUGACGUGGCAAAGUUAUGGAACAUCAAUUUAGGUGCACACGUACUUGGUGCACCAGAAUACUGCCACGCGAAUUUUACGAAUUAUUUUAAUUCUCGAUUUUGGUCCAAUUCAGCGUGUGCGGCGUCGUUGAGAGGGAGGAGAGCGUGCUAUUUCAACACGGGGGUGAUGGUGAUAGAUUUAGGGAAAUGGAGAGAAGGGAAAUACACGGAAAGAUUAGAGUACUGGAUGAAAGUACAGAAGAAGUAUAGGAUUUACGAGCUGGGUUCGUUGCCUCCUUUUCUGCUUGUUUUUGCUGGUGACGUGGAGGGUGUUGAGCAUAGAUGGAAUCAACACGGGCUAGGCGGUGAUAAUCUUGAAGGGUUGUGUAGGGAUUUGCAUCCUGGCCCGGUUAGUUUGUUACAUUGGAGUGGUAAGGGCAAGCCGUGGCUUAGGCUGGACUCUAAAAGACCGUGUCCAUUGGAUUAUUUAUGGGCCCCUUAUGAUCUUUAUCGUCAUUCAACAUUGUUUUGUGAUAGCUAGAGAUGGUGCUGAAAUCUUGAUCAGAGGUUGAGGAUUUAUGUUUGUGUGUGUUUGAGAGAGGGAGAGUAUUCAUUGUCAGGGUGUCAGGACAAAAGUUUACGAGGGAAUUUUUGUCUGGUCUAUGCAAGAGUUAAGACCAUUGGGGGGUUACGGCCGUUAAGGGGAAGUUAACGGCUGUGAUUUUGUGGAAAAAGGAGUGUUGGAUUGCUUUAAAAAUUGUAGAGGAAAAGUGAGAUCUUUGGUUGGAUGUCAUGGGGAUUAAUGGCCGGUGGUGGUUGGUUGCAUGGUUAGGGAAAGGUGGCGGUGGCGGUUGCGGUUGCGGUUGCGGUGGGUUUUAUCAUGGAAAAUGGUUUUCAAGGGGGUUUUGGAAUUAUUGCUUUUUGUAUAGGAUAAUAGGAGUGGAAAGUGAAAGAGGUAUUGCUAAAUACCAAUAAGAUGUGUCCACUUUCUACAGUGUUUGAUUAAUGUUUGUCCGCUGAUAAAAAUUGUCACCAUCGAUGUGGGCCUUAGACUGUCGUAGGUAAUGGAUGGCAUUGUUUUGGCUAGAAUCUUUAAGUUGUUUAAUUUAAAACCAGUUUUUGGAA
Populus nigra (black poplar) is the source of this 1754-nucleotide messenger RNA. RefSeq names its product probable galacturonosyltransferase-like 3. The coding region runs from base 142 to 1170 and encodes 342 amino acids. Lineage: Eukaryota; Viridiplantae; Streptophyta; Magnoliopsida; Malpighiales; Salicaceae. Gene Ontology annotation, molecular function: glycosyltransferase activity. Gene Ontology annotation, cellular component: Golgi apparatus. The transcript has a single exon. The record is from RefSeq and is a predicted model, not a curated record.